Nematostella vectensis (starlet sea anemone) is the source of this 1771-nucleotide messenger RNA. RefSeq names its product xenotropic and polytropic retrovirus receptor 1. Gene Ontology annotation, cellular component: plasma membrane; Golgi apparatus; cytoplasm. NCBI's taxonomy places the organism in Eukaryota, Metazoa, Cnidaria, Anthozoa, Actiniaria, Edwardsiidae. The transcript has 10 exons. The record is from RefSeq and is a predicted model, not a curated record. Gene Ontology annotation, molecular function: inositol hexakisphosphate binding. Bases 308 to 1714 code for a protein of 468 amino acids. Gene Ontology annotation, biological process: phosphate ion transport; cellular response to phosphate starvation.
UCCGAAAUCGAGUAUGCUCGGGAGCGUGAGAGCUUGUGAUUCUUGCCAAGAUAUGAGCAGUAAGGUCAAGAAGAUUUUUGCAAUCAAAAUAGCUUGUCCUCACUAGCUAUAGUCUAGACUUAAUAUUACUGGGAUGUUUAUCUAGCGUGUACGAUUACCGGAAACUCUGUAUCAAUUUCUUUUCAAACAAUCCUAACGCAAUUUGCCCUUCUGCCUCGAACGAACUGUUCCAAACCAAAACGAAGUGAUCAAGCAGCGCUUUGUGGUUAAGUCUAGGCUUUCUUCUCCGACUGUACGCCAAUACAACAUGCAUGCUUCUUCCAUUCUAACGGUUGUUCAUGCACUGGACGAAAGACGUCGCGAAUAUAACGGACCAUCCACAAACGACAACUUUCUAGGCGAGGCCUGUAGCAGUGGAGACAAAAAGUACCAUGAGAAGAUAAAACUAGGGACAAGAUUAAAAACAGCAAACACAAGACGAGACUCACAAACUAAGCCACAGUACACACUUCAAUCCAUGUGGAGAGUGUUCAGCGUGGGUCUGUUUGCUGGGAUGUGCGUCAUCCUCUUCACUGUCAUGAUUAUUGCAGCUAUCAAGUCAGAACGUGACAUUCAAUGGGAGCCAGCUUUUCGCAUGUACAGAGGGAUGUUUCUUUUUAUUUUGGAAUUUUUUUUGUUUGGUAUAAAUAUUUAUGGAUGGAAGGCAGCAGGCAUUAACCAUGCCCAUAUUAUUGAUCUGGACCACAAACAUCUAGACUGGACGCAAGUCCUUGAGCUUGCCUUGUUCCUGUUCUCUGCCUGGGGUUUGAGUGUGGUAUUGUUCAUAUUCUCGCAUUUGUUUGGUGUUCCACCCUACACCCACCCACUAGCCCUCACGUGCUUCCUAAUCUUGUUCUUCUUCAACACCCUCAAGACCUUUCACCGUGGGGCUCGCUUCUGGCUCAUCAGGGCUCUGUGGCGCGUCUUGACUGCACCUUUUCACCCUGUUGGUUUCUCUGACUUCUGGCUUGCGGACCAGCUCAACAGUCUAGUUGUGGCUUUGCUGGACAUGGAGUAUAUAGCUUGCUACUAUGCUUUGGACUUCUACUCAGUGCAGGACCGAGCCCAGUGUGGGAGUAAGCUCUAUGGACUAAGACCACUGAUUGCUUGUCUGCCGGCCUGGUGGCGCUUCGCCCAGAGCCUGCGACGAUAUAACGACACCAAGCAAAAGUUUCCCCAUCUUGCAAAUGCCGGCAAAUACGCCACUGCAUUCUUUGUGGUGUUCUUCUCGACUAUAGUGGCUACUGAAAAAGAAGAAACGGGUCAGACUGCGAUCGGGUUCUAUUUCUUCGGCUGGGUCAUGUCCGUCUUUGUCAGUACUUGCUACACGUUCACGUGGGACGUCAAGAUGGACUGGGGACUACUAGAGAGCGAGAACAAUCUUCUCAGGUCCAGACGCAUGUACAAACACAAGAGCUUCUACUAUUUCGCGAUGGCGAGUGACUUACUCCUCCGCUUCUCUUGGAUUCUGACGCUGUCUGGUGGUGACGCCGGUCUUUUCCAUUCCGAAAUAUUAACAGGAUUUCUUGCUGUGCUUGAAGUGUUUAGGAGAUUUAUCUGGAAUUUCUUGCGCGUUGAAAACGAACACAUAAAUCGUACGAAAGAACCCAUGGACCACAGCAAAGACGAGCUCCAAGAGUACGGGGAGAGCGAGACAGAGGGCGAUGAACAAUAGAUAUGAAAUGUCGUGGGUCUAGAAAUUAUCUAUAAAUAUAUAGUUGUUGCAAUUUUC